Messenger RNA from Mytilinidion resinicola, 3843 nucleotides. RefSeq lists its product as uncharacterized. Lineage: Eukaryota; Fungi; Ascomycota; Dothideomycetes; Mytilinidiales; Mytilinidiaceae. The transcript has 3 exons. The record is from RefSeq and is a predicted model, not a curated record. The coding region runs from base 1 to 3843 and encodes 1280 amino acids.
AUGCCGUCGAGCCGUUUCAUCAGCCAAUGGUUCCGCCACGAAAUCCUUAUCGGAUACCUCCACUUCUACUGUCAAAUCUAUUUCUGUGCACUCCACCCGCUAACGUGUACGGUGGAGACCAUAUAUUCGGUUAUUCAAGGUUUCUGGGAUAGUCUCCAACUUGUCCAGGACGGUUUUCAAGGGAUCCGCAAUCUCGUCACUGUUGGGGAGAACGAGCCCGCGUCCCCUUCAACAAUUCUCGACGAGCUCUUCGCCGAGGACAGUACUACGACCUCUGAAUGCAUGUCCCCCUCCUCCGCAUCUACAUCCUCCUACAUCGAGACGUUAACCAACGAUACAGGCGAGCAGACCCACCUUUUCAGCGACGAGGAUCUCACAACCUGCUCCCCGGGAUUCAGAUGCCAUACCGACGUGUUCUCCGCGACCGGGCCUGUAAAAUCCUCAAAGUCCACCGCCACGCUGCUGAGCGCCACUCCCUUAGUGAGUAUCAUCUCUUCUCUAACAACCACGAGUAGCCACCCCACUAAUCUUCAGAGCACGAUAACCGCAUCUACCACUAGCUUUACUACAUCCAAUUCAACGGGCGGCUAUUUUGAGCCUGUAGCCGAUAAGCUAGUUGGAACAUGGACAUUUGCGCGCAGCUUGUUCGUAGCCAUAUACGGGGUCGGGACUUCAAUAUCUGCCAGGCCCGCGUCUGACAUAUAUUGGAUUGCCUUUUCAACGAUCGAAUCUUAUAUCCGAGUUUGGCGAUACAUUCUAGCUGAGAGUUGGAAGUUUUGGCGCGAGAUCUGGGCUUGCACGAGUCUUACGGAGUUCUUUCAUCUAGUAUUGGUCAAGCUCACGUUUUGCGAUGGAUGGGCCGGGUGUAAGAGCUGGAUCGCGAAUCCACCCGUCAAGGCAUUCCUACUCGCAGCCCUGCUCUUCAUUCUGGCUGUUUUAUUCUUCGCUUGGUAUCUAUGGAUGUAUGAGAGAAGCGGCUUGGUGAACUUCGCCGAGCACUCAUCCACUACCUUGACUCCCAGGGGCGUGGGUGGCGGCAGUGGAGGCGGCGGUGGUGGAGGUAGCGGAGGCGGUGGACGAGGCGAUGGCGGAGAUGACGAGAAUGACGACCAAGAUGGCGACGCUAAAGCUGAUGGGGGCCGCGAUCCAAGUCCAGGCAAUGAACCGGCACCUGCGUCGAGGUCUACUCCACUUCCUCCAGUUCAAGGGCCGCUAGUUUCCGCCGGUCAAUCUACCCAGCUCCCGAAUACCAACCGACAGACUAGCGGACACCAAAGGAGCGAACAACAAGAAACCGAACUUCUCAAAGCGCUCAAGGCUAUUAGUGAACGCUUGAGAAGGGUUGAAAGCGCCCGGUCCUUACAAGCGCAAUUCAAUAAUAAAACAGUCAAAGAGAUGGAAGCAAGACUGCAGCAUAUGGUGACGGUGUCUGGAAACCAACCUCAAGACAGUCCGCUUGAUCCUAGAAAAAACAAGCCUGUCAUUUCCCUCCGAAAACGGAUUAAUGAGCUUGAGGAGGGCUCUGCACAGGAGCGCGGGAACGAGCUUCAGAGCAUAGCGGACGCCAUAGACCGGUUUGACCGAGAUGUGAAAGCUAAACUCGCUGAGGUCAAGGCUUCAGUAGAUGAGGCUAAUCAGCAGUUUCACCGGCAUCGUAUGGCUCAAGAUAAGCAAAAUCGCGAGGAAAGGGAGACGGUCGCGAAGCUUAUCGAUGAGAAAAUGAAUAAGUUUAAGGAGGACUUGGAAUCCGAGAUUACCAAAAUGGUCGGCAAAGCGGGUAGUACUCUCGCCUCGACGGUGACGAAAGUGGCUGGGGAAGCCAUAAAAAACCAAACUGAAACGUUUCAAAAAGAAACACAAGAAAGUUUCAAGCAGGUGUUGCAACACAGGCAAGCAAGCGAUAAAAAUACCGCUGUCAUCCUAAAUGCCAGCAAAAGUGUCCAAGAGGCACAAAGCCAACUCAUGAGCAUCUUUCAGUCUCUUGGAACGAAUCCCGAUGCCCCAAGUGUUCCUUCAAACGGCACUAACGAGUUUACGCCAGCUCCAGUCAGCCCUGUGCCUAGACCAGUUGAUCCGGAGCUAAAGCCCGUGCCCAAACCACCAUCUUCCAAGCCCUCUAACACUAAGCAACCGGCCAAGAAGCCCGGCAGACGUCAGAAAGAGCAGGACACAAAGCCUGAAACUAUAAAGCCAAAGCUGGAGCCAUCCGGGGUUGUGCCCAAGGUGUCCAGAUAUGACGAGCUCACACUAAAACCUGAAUCUCCCAAGACACCUACGAAGCCCACCAAUGUAUCCAAGCCGCCAGUCAAACAGCCCGCCGACGAAAACGAAUCAAGUGCUACAGUCACGCAGGUGAGUAUUACCGUCUCUGUACCAGCAGAAGAGCCAUCGAUGGGCCCAACGCCUUCCAAAGAGCUUGUCACUAAAACUCCAAGCAGCUCACGUACUGAUCCUCCAGCAUCGAAUAAAACUGUUGGAGGUAAAAGUGCCGAGCCGACGCCAUCCACGCCGGUCGACGAAAGUGUCAAAGAUGAGAAGGACGGCGCCCAAUCUAGAAAGCUGACGGAGAUUGUUAACGCCAUACAGUCUGAAUUAGAGGGUAAAACUACGGCAACUCCGACUGCUCCAACGGCUACUGGUGAGACUCCGAUGGUAGAUUCGCAAAACCUAAACAUGGUCAUCGAAGGAGUAAAUCCUGGUGCUGCACCGGAGCCUGAAUUGCCUUCACCAUAUUUAACCUCCAAAGUAAAACAGAUGUUAGAAGUUCUUGUGGACGAGACGCCCGUUGAAGCGGAGCCCUCCAUCGCUGAUCACACGCAACCGAUAAUUGACCCCCUAAAGCUUCUAUUGACUUCAUUUGCACAAUCACGUACAGAAAGCAAGCAAGAACCACCUCCACCAAUCGUCACCGCAUUCCCUCCUAAAUCCGCCACGUCUACUCAAUCUGGCACGUUUCCCAACCCUCCCAUUACCGGCGGCUCUGCAAGUGUUUUCGACCCGAAUGCUCACAUUGCAGCAUUUGAAAGUGGAAGCAUUGAUUUCGGUGCCGGUGCGCCCGUCGCCACGCCGGGAUUGUCUUCUUCAAAUAGCACGAAUCAGCACCCAAUUUCGUCACUGCAGAACACCGCCUUUACGUGGCAGCUGCCCGUCAUUAAUCAACCUAAGGCCCCGGCAGGGGAACAAGACGUGACUAUGGGGAAUCCAAAGCGGAUAUGGGGCAAAGCUCAGCACCGCUACCAUUGCUACAAAGUCCGAUAUGGGGGCCUAGUCCAGUGUCAGAAUUCCCUUCCUUUGACCCAUAUCUCAACUCUGCACAAUCGCGCCCCAACCCUUCCUGGAAUUCAGGCCAAACAGCAGGGGCUCUCGCCAACGCAGUUCCAAAAUCCAUCCAAUGGUCCAGUGGCAGUUACGGUAACGGAUCAAAACUUUCAAAUACCUCCACCGGGAGCCGAUGACGUGGACAUGAACGACAUCAAGAAUGUUCAAGGAUCGGUUGCUGAGGCAUCCACUGAACGUCAGGGCGAACCACAAAUACCUGACACCGUCAAUGGUACCAUCCACCCUGAUUCUGACUUCUCGCCAAUCCAGUCGCCGACCCCUUCUCCUGAGACGAUACCCGAAGCGUCCCCAGCAGUGCUGUUACUCAACAAGCAACCAGAUCCGGAAUAUAUGAAUCACGCCCAAAACACUUUCCGACAACGUCUCACAGAUAUCGUCAAGCACAAUAAUGACACGCAUAGAAACUUCAAGUCUGCGGAGGGAAUGGCUAUUAAUCUUGACGGCAUAAUUAUGCAAUUCGUGCUUGCGUGGCUCAAAGCCAUCGCCUUAGAAGCUACCGGCUAG